AUGGUGAAGCGCGGCAAUGGUCUCUCUCCACAAAAAGAUCUCCGUCGUUCAAGUCGUGAGCGGUCUAUGGUUUACCGCAGUUUAGCAGAGAAUGAUCUCGCUGAACGCCAUUUACGUGGCAGUUUUAUGAAAAGUAUAAUUCGAACGGCGACGGCACAAUUUCCACAACCUGCUGCUGGCUACACGCGGUCUGGGAGAAGAAUCGCAGGAAGCAACCAUUACGAAGAGAGCGAUUCUUCAGAUGAACGCGAAUAUGAAAAAACGAGGCGAAGAAGGUAUGUUAAGGAAGUAUACACUGAAGAAAGUGUGCGAUCGCCUAGCCCCAAACGUGGAUCAGUCAGGAGACGGGAUCUGAGGGAAGUUGGAGACCAUCAUGAGGAAGAACAAAGUGCGCAAGGAGAUCCAGCACAGUACGAUAUAGAAGCUGCCAACAUUCCGACUUCUCUUCCUAACUCUCCAACCUCCAUCAAUGGAAAUCAUUCUAAAGGGGCUUCUGAGUCUGCUCGUAGUCUGCGUCAUGCAAAUAGAGAACGCAUGUCGACAGGUGAUGCCGUAAAGGAUGAACCCAAUGGUGAGGUGGAAGGAAGUCAAUCUAGCGAAGAGACCGACGAGGACGAUGAGGAAAAGACGCCUGAACCUCGCCAGUAUUCGCUAAGAAAAUUCCGUCAGCCCGUUGAUCGAUUCGCGGCUACUGUGACCUUGAAAGAGAAGGAGAGCCAUAGAGAAGAGAGAAAUGAACGAACUCGUGGUCGAUCCACAGAUCGAAGGGAUCGCAAAGCAAAACGUUCAUCGAAACGGCGCCGGCGCGACAUGCGCAGUGACUCUUCUUCCACUUCGUCUAGUGGUAGCAGUGAUGAUCGUAUCAGAACUCGUAAUGAUGAUGUACGAUUUGAACGACGAAAGGAGAGAAGCCUAGCGAAAGCCCGCGAUCGGAUAUAUGCCCAUCAACCUCAAUGCCAAGCAGUAAUUCGUGAACGCUUACGCCAAACAGGGGGAUCAUGUACAGAUAUAGACCCGAUGAGCAUUGACAAAGGCAUUGGUUUCGAACAGGUGGGAGGCCUCGGGAGCACAUAUCCAAUCGUUAAAAGAGGUUGUGCUGUUCCCGAAUGUUAUAUCCUGAAAUAUUCAAGCAUUAAUAUUACGCUCCUCCAAGGGGUGGCAUUCUUCAUGCGAAAAGGUGCAGACUGUCUUAGCAAGUGGGUAGGCGAAGCAGAAAGACAGCUACGUGUGUUGUUCGACCAAGCAUACGCAAUGCGCCCCUCCAUCAUCUUCUUCGACGAGAUUGAUGGGCUUGCUCCGGUUCGAUCGUCGAAGCAAGACCAGAUUCACUCCAGUAUUGUAAGCACACUAUUAGCUCUGAUGGAUGGAUUGGACAACCGCGGAGAGGUGGUGGUCAUUGGCGCUACCAAUCGUCUGGACACAUUGGAUCCAGCUCUCCGGCGUCCAGGAAGAUUCGAUAGGGAAUUGAAGUUCUCACUGCCCGAUGCGAAUGCUAGGAAACAAAUACUAACCAUUCAUACAGCAAAAUGGGGAGCUUGUCAACCUGAUGAGAGCACGCUGACGUGGCUUGCGGAGGGAACCAGUGGCUAUUGUGGUGCCGAUUUACAGUACCUUUGCACCGAGGCUGUACUGGUCGCCUUGCGGUAUCGUUUUCCGCAUAUCUACAUGUCAGAAGAGCGCCUCAAGCUAGAUCCCUCUUUGCUUGUUGUUGAUAGGAACUGUUUUACAACUGCAAUGCGCCGGAUCACGCCUGCAUCAAGAAGGGAUCUUUCGAUCCCCUCUCGACAACUCGAUGAUCGAACUUCGAUAUUGCUGCUAAGCACAGUUACCUCAUUAUUGAACGUACGCAUACCGUCAGGGUACAAAAGCUCACAAUCAGUUCAAAACAGCUCAGCAUCCGAAUUGGAAAAAGUGGUUCGCGCUCUAGAACAGCCACCGUGUGUUCCAGCUGUGCGCCUGUUGAUCUGCGGCAGUCCAUCUCAUCCUGACCUGGGUCAGACGUCCUAUGUCUUACCUGCAGUACUCGGAAAGCUCGAUCAUCUCCCUGUGUUCUCUUUGGCAGUGGCCAGACUAUUCGCUGAUGGGAGGCCGGAGGAAACAUUGGCGCAAACGAUUCAGUCGGCACUUCGUUCAGCAGCCAAUGGGCCGUGCGUUUUGCUUUUGCCAAGCAUUGACCAGUGGUAUGCAGUGGUUCCGCCGAGUGUUACACAUAUGCUCGCGACAGCACUCGACUCUAUGCAUGGUUUCACAUCCAUUCUGUUUCUGGCAUCAUGUGACCGUGCUUACGAUUCUUGUUGCUCUGAAAUCAAGGACCUGUUCUGUCCAUCACAGAGUGUCAGUCUUAGUCCACCUAAAGAACUUUACCGACGACACUAUUUUGAACAUAUCAUUGCUAAUGCUCGGAUUCCUCCGAAGGUUUUCGAUCCUUCGCUGUAUAAAGAACCAGAGAAAGCUGGUCCUGUGGACACUGCAAUAGAACGGAAGCUGAAUGAGAGAGAGGCAAGAGAGCUUGUCAAAGAGUAUGAGAGUCAGCUCCGUCGAUUCCGUAUUUGGGCAAGGGAUAAGCUAAGCGCUCUUCGGCGUGAUCGUCGCUUCACGAUUUUUGUCAAGCCCGUUGACGUAGAGGAUGUCGAGGAUUACUACGACGUUAUAAAGAAUCCAAUGUGUAUAUCGGAGAUGGAGGACAAAAUCGAU
Ostertagia ostertagi is the source of this 2694-nucleotide messenger RNA. NCBI's taxonomy places the organism in Eukaryota, Metazoa, Nematoda, Chromadorea, Rhabditida, Trichostrongylidae. The record is from the annotation of a GenBank genome assembly.